CUCAAAUAAUAUUAUCUUCCGGCUAAGGCAUAUACAUCAUGGCGAGGACUAAUCCACCGGACGGAGGAGGGUCCGGUUCAAGAAGGACAUCAGAUGAUGAGUCAACACACGUUCGCCAGAGAGUGCUAGCUCCUCCGAAAACCGGUUUGCUCAAGGACUUCAAGUCAGUGGUUCAAGAAACUUUCUUCCAUGAUGCACCACUUAGGGAGUUCAAGGGCCAGACCAAAUCUAAGCAGGUGUUGCUCGGGAUCCAGGCUGUCUUCCCGAUCAUCGGGUGGGCGAGAGAGUACAAUCUUCGCAAACUUCGAGGCGAUGUCAUUUCCGGUCUCACCAUUGCUAGUCUUUGCAUCCCUCAGGAUAUCGGAUAUGCCAAGCUCGCGAAUUUGGAUCCAAAAUACGGACUUUACUCAAGUUUCGUGCCACCACUUGUGUAUGCGGGAAUGGGAAGUUCUAGAGAUAUUGCGAUAGGACCAGUGGCUGUGGUGUCUCUUCUUUUAGGAACAUUGUGCCAGGCUGUGAUCGACCCAAAUGAUAACCCUGCGGAUUAUCUCCGCCUUGCCUUCACUGCCACUUUCUUUGCUGGCAUUUUCGAAGCCGGCCUCGGUUUUCUGAGGUUGGGAUUUUUGAUUGACUUUUUGUCGCAUGCCGCGGUGGUUGGGUUCAUGGGAGGAGCAGCCAUUACCAUUGCUCUCCAACAGCUUAAGGGCUUUCUUGGCAUCAAAAAGUUUACUAAGAAAACUGAUAUUGUCUCCGUUAUGAAUUCCGUAUUCGGAGCCGCUCGUCAUGGGUGGAAUUGGCAAACUAUAGUCAUCGGUGCCAGUUUCUUGACCUUUCUUCUCGUCGCCAAAUUCAUCGGGAAGAGAAACAAGAAACUUUUUUGGGUUCCGGCAAUUGCUCCACUUAUUUCCGUCAUUAUCUCUACCUUCUUUGUCUUCAUAACUCGUGCUGACAAAGAAGGAGUCCAAAUUGUGAAACAUAUCGAUCAAGGAAUCAAUCCAAUUUCCGCCCAUAAGAUUUUCUUCUCCGGGAAAUAUUUGGCUGACGGAAUCCGAAUUGGAGGCAUUGCCGGUAUGGUCGCCUUAACGGAAGCUGUAGCAAUUGCAAGAACAUUUGCAGCAAUGAAGGAUUAUCAAAUCGAUGGGAACAAAGAGAUGAUUGCCUUGGGGACUAUGAACGUCGUCGGUUCACUCACUUCUUGCUACAUUGCCACGGGUUCGUUUUCGCGAUCUGCGGUAAACUACAUGGCUGGAGUCCACACCGCGGUUUCAAACAUAGUGAUGGCCAUAGUGGUAGCUCUAACAUUAGAGUUCAUCACACCACUCUUCAAGUACACUCCAAAUGCUAUCCUCGCGGCCAUCAUUAUAUCGGCUGUCCUCGGUCUUAUCGAUAUUGACGCAGCUAUUCUCAUAUGGAAGAUUGAUAAACUCGACUUCUUAGCUUGCAUGGGAGCUUUCUUUGGUGUCGUCUUUGUCUCCGUUGAGAUUGGCCUCUUGAUCUCCGUGGUGAUAUCUUUUGCCAAGAUACUGUUGCAAGUGACAAGACCAAGAACUGCGAUUUUAGGGAAGCUUCCUAAUACGAAUGUGUAUCGGAACACUCUUCAGUACCCGGACGCUGCCAAGAUUCCCGGAAUCUUGAUCAUCCGUGUUGACUCUGCCAUCUACUUUUCUAAUUCCAACUAUAUCCGUGAAAGAGCAUCAAGAUGGUUGCGAGAAGAACAAGAAAAUGCUAAAGCUGAUGGCAUGCCUUCAAUCAAAUUUGUGAUUAUUGAGAUGUCACCGGUUACUGAUAUCGAUACUAGUGGUAUUCACUCCAUCGAAGAACUUCACAAGAGUCUCGAAAAGCAACAUAUUCAGUUGAUCCUAGCAAAUCCAGGACCAGUGGUGACUGAGAAACUUUUCGCUUCCCAGUUCGCCGAGGAGAUCGGAGAGGAAAAUAUCUUCCUUAGUGUUAGCGACGCGGUCGCGGCUUGUUCUCCGAAAUUGGCUGAGCAGCAAGCUUAAUAUUGUCUAUUCAUACAUAUACACAUCCAUAUACGUAUGUGACUAUGUGUGUAUAUAUGAAUGAGGAACUGAUUUUAGAACAAUGUGUUAUUUUUAUUUUGAGAUGAUUUGAUAAUAUGUGUAAUACAUGGUUGUUGAGUUUGAAUCA
Messenger RNA from Capsella rubella, 2148 nucleotides. Its product is annotated as sulfate transporter 1.1. Gene Ontology annotation, biological process: transmembrane transport. NCBI's taxonomy places the organism in Eukaryota, Viridiplantae, Streptophyta, Magnoliopsida, Brassicales, Brassicaceae. The transcript has 13 exons. Gene Ontology annotation, molecular function: secondary active sulfate transmembrane transporter activity. Bases 39 to 2000 code for a protein of 653 amino acids. The record is from RefSeq and is a predicted model, not a curated record. Gene Ontology annotation, cellular component: membrane.